GCGGUCGCGUAACGCCUGCCUACACACACAACGUACUUUUCCUUAACCUACCAUUCUGCAUUCGCCAUGGAAGUCCGCCAAGCUGACACGACUGAUGCCGCAAUGUCUUCCCUUGGGCUUGGGAAAGGAGACAGCGUGCCAUACCCUGUCACGGAUGAAGUCGAGCACAUCGAGGCGAACAAGCAAGUGGCUCAAGCUGCAGCCGAAGAAGAGCGUCAACGUCGCAUGGAUGAAGUCCGCUGCCUCGAGAGCGAAAGCGCGAUUGUCCGCGAAAUCAACAUUGAAUAUGCAAUUGCAGCCAUGGAAACCGAGCGUACUCGCCGCGUGAGCCAGCACAACCUCGCCAGCGUGCACAACGAAUUGCUUCGGGAAAAGUCGAAAAAGGAGGUCCACCAACUUGUCGAAGAAGAGCGCGGCCGUCGCAUGAGUCAAGGCAACUUGGCGGCGGUGCACGACGAAAUCCAUCGCGAACAAGCCAAGCAGGUUGCUGUGAUGCAAAUGGAGCAAGAACGCUCUCGUCGGAUGAGCGAAGGCAUGAUCGCUCAGGUGCACACCGAGCUGCUUCGUGUGCAAUCCAAGCGUGCCGUGGUGGAGGCCAUGGAAGCCGAGCGCACGCAUCGCAUGAGUCAGGACGCGAUUGCCGAGGUGCACACCCAUUUGCUCCGGCGAAACUCGAUCGACAAAGUCGUCGAGUUGGCCGAACACGAACGCUCUCGUCGUGUGCAAGAACUCGGGGACCAAGUUGUGGCCAACCAAUCCCUUCGCUUGGCAGGGCAAGCAGCGGCGGUGGAAGCGGCGGAAUCCGAGCGUCGACGGCGCCUGAGCUCGAUUGAGCACGUCACCACGAUGGCGGGCAUCUCUGCGGUCGAGGGCAGUGUGGCCCCCGUGGACAUGAAGAAGGAGGAGGAAGUCGCUUCCAUGGACAUGUCGGCACCUGUAGUAGCCAUGUCGUACCCCGACCUGCCGGUGGCGUCGGCCACCCCCGACGUCGAGCAAAAGGCACUGCACGAUUUGACUGUCGCGCUGGCGGACGUGGUCCCGUUGCCGACUAACUCAAAUCACAACGACGACGACGUGUCCAAGCUGCAACGCAUUCGACUCUUGCGGUUCCUACGGGGCCAUAAAGGCAAUGUCGAGGUCGCGGCGGCCAAGUACCGAGCCAAUUUGGUCGUACGACAAGAGCACAACCUCGACACGAUUCGGGACAACAUUCUAUUGGGCCACAUCAUGACCGAGCUCGAUUUCCCCCACAACGACAAAAUUCGGCGCUACGUACCAGUUGUGGCCGCAUACGACGUCCAAGACGACCAGCACAACGUGUUUGUGUUUGAAAAGCUUGGCGCGGUCGACGUACACGGGCUCGUGGUCAACGUGAGCGACGCCGAGUGGCUCGCGUUCACCCUCCACGAGCUCGAGUUCCGGUCGCUGGCGCUGGACAGACGCAGCUUGGAGCAGGGCCGUCUCGUCCGGUUCACGGUGCUGCGGGACCUCGACGGGUUCUCGCUCGCCCGGCUCACGCGUCCGGCACUCGCGCGGCUGCAGCGCACGGUCGCGCUCGCGUCGACAUGUUAUCCCGAAUACAUCCACAAAAGCGUGUUUAUCAACACCCCUGUACAUUCUCCUUUUGGGCUAUCAACUUCGACGACUAGUAUGUAGCUAAUUUACGGCGUAGUGGAUGUUUCACACGGCGUGGAAAGGCAUCCAGUUGUGGCUCGACGACGCCCAGCGCCAGAAGAUGAUCUUCUUGAAGCGCGGCGACGCCUCCGGCACCCUCGACAAGAUUUGCCCCCCCGCGAGUCGCCCCCUUCUCUUUGGCGGAACCAACCACCGCAUCGACCUCCCCGCCACGGGCCUCCUUGGGAAGGACUCGUACGCGAUGUUGCGUGAAAACGGUACCGUUCUGUGCUUUCCAUCCUUUUGACUUGCUUUACGUUGGAGGAUUAGGCGCGACGGAAGCCGAGAUCCGAGCCCGCGGUACCCUCACAGUGCCCUUCCGUGUCAAUGCCAACGACACAUUGUGCUGGGAGUUUUGUGUUCAACAGUACGACGUGGACUUUCUCGUCAAGUUCCGCACCCAGGGAGAUGGCGGCGCCGUGGAAUUGAACGUCGACGGAUGGGACAAGGCGCGAUUCGUGCACGGCCAAGUGGAGGCGGCGAGCUGGACCGCGCCGUCGGCUGGCGUCGCCGUGCUCUGCUGGGACAACUCGUUCUCGUGGACCCGAGGCAAAACGCUGUGCUACAAGGCGAGUGUGGCGAAACUCACCGUCUUGACCAACGACGUGGCGGACGACGCCGCCGCCUUGGACUUGUCUGGUCACACUUCGCUUUAACAAAACAUGGGCAACGAACCGCUAGAAGCUGAUGACGUUGGAGACUUUACACAUUUGAACGAGUAACACGUGCACAUUCCACCUACUUUGCACGCCCUUGAGUGGGCUUAGUGUUAGUGUGUACGACUAUUAAUAGUAACUACAUUGCACA
Messenger RNA from Aphanomyces astaci, 2481 nucleotides. RefSeq lists its product as hypothetical. The transcript is spliced from 12 exons. Gene Ontology annotation, cellular component: cytoplasm. Lineage: Eukaryota; Oomycota; Saprolegniomycetes; Saprolegniales; Verrucalvaceae. The record is from RefSeq and is a predicted model, not a curated record. Bases 67 to 1656 code for a protein of 529 amino acids.